This is a messenger RNA of Gregarina niphandrodes, 852 nucleotides long. RefSeq lists its product as hypothetical. The transcript has a single exon. The record is from RefSeq and is a predicted model, not a curated record. Bases 1 to 852 code for a protein of 283 amino acids. NCBI's taxonomy places the organism in Eukaryota, Apicomplexa, Conoidasida, Eugregarinorida, Gregarinidae.
AUGUCAGAUACCGAACGGUACAAACAUAUUGUCUCUUGUGAUUGUAAGAGCGAGCCUUCUGACUUGACCUUGAGCUGCAGACUCGUGCCGAGUAAGACGAGUGCUGACAGCGUGAUGAUGUCUGCACGCGACUUGGCGGAGUUGAGAAUACCUUGGAAAACUUGCGAGGGCGUGUACGACAGGACCAAAAAAAAUAACGUGUCAUUGGUGGACGCCACGGCGGAUGCCUGGAAGACGCUUGACUGGAUCGGUGACGGUAAGGUGGUUUGUGUUGACGACCGGGGUGAAGACCUAAGUUGUCAUUACUUCAAUGAUCCGUUCCAGUACGACUUACCGAGCGUCUGGGAGGCGGUCGUACGUUUCCAGAAGCCGUCCAAGUGCCUCCUAGCAGACAACAGCGACGUAUGGCGGGGCUAUCUCCAUCACCUGGCCCGUGGUCGGGCCGCCGCGAAGUGGAUACAAAUGGACAUAUACGACAUCAGUGAGUAUGAUCUUGAGUACGAACUAGGAUACUCAUUUAGUGCGCAGGAACCGGACAAGGGCUGUUCCAAAACUUAUGACUUGUGUGAGAUUCCCUCGAACAAGUGUCAUUGUGUCGAAGCUGCAUUCAGCGUCGAGGCGCAGACCGUGUCGGGGAAGAACGUGAACGGGGGCGUGGUCAGAGACUUCUUGAUGACCCCACAGCAGAUGAAAAGGAAACAUUCUCUGUUUCGAAGAGAAGGUUACACUGUCAAGUCUUGUGGUAUCGACUGUCUGAAACACAGAGCAGAGCCGCUCGAGGAUUACAAGAACAGGGUUGAUGGCUAUUUGCGGAAGUACUUCCCCACGCGAUUCCUACCGCACCAGCGGUGA